UUUAAAUAUAAUUUUUAUGUAAUAACACUUAUUUUCGCUAUUAUUAGACAGGUCUAACCUAUAAUUAAUUUAUUUAUACAUAUUAUCCUUUCCUACUUUUAUUUUCAUUUGAUCCUAUGAUGGAUGCUACAGUGACUAAUUUUAUAUAACAAGUCAAACUAAUUGUUUGAUCAGCAUAGCUACUUUGUGAAGGAAACAGGAUUUUUUUUGGACAUUUGCCAUCGUUUAGUGAAAUAAAAAAAAAUAGCAACACUACUUUUCGAGAUCUGCAAUCUGAUCUCUUCUUCAGGAUCCAAAAGUGGAGAAACAUGAAAUGAAUGAAAGUAGAAGAAAAAUAAAACUAACAAUCAAGAAACUUGAGGCCAUAAAAAAUUCUGGAAAUACACUAAUAGAACGGGACGUAAUAAACAGAAACAGUUAGAGAGUGUAAUGGAUGAAAAAUAUCUUCUCAAAGAGGAUAUCAGUAACUGUCCAUUUGACUUAGACACAGUGACCAAUACAUCAUCACUCCCAGAGCGAUCAACAUCAUCGCCAAUGUACAGUACCGAGGACAUUGAUCCGGUAUGGACGUGUCGACUUCCCCCACCCCCUGGCUGUCUUCCUGUUACCUCAUCAGAUGAGCCAUUUAACUUAGAGUAUGAUAUGAGCAAACUGCCACCUUCUGUCAGGACCUACGUUCUCCUGAAGGGUGUCACAGAAAAUGAAAUUUACGAGUUCUCAGGUGCCAGAGUUGCUUAUGUGGACGAGAAGAACCAUAUUUUAAUCCAAGCUACGACUCAAAAGUCAGUGAACAUGGCUAUCAGUUUAAUUGUAGCACUGAUAAAGGAAGGGUUUGACUCAUUGCUAGUGCAGAGAACGAAAACGGAAGUUGAAACAGAACCAGGUUUGGAGAGCAAUAUACCUACGUUAGUUAAGGAAAAUAGCCAAGGAGAGACUACAACAGAACCAGCAAAGAAACCGGCAGUGGAGGAGAUUCAGUCUCAACACUUUGAGAUGGAAUAUGAGAUAAACGAUUUGCCACUCAAUGUUAGGACCCAUAUUUUGUUAAGGGGAGUCGUGGAGAACAGAGUCACUUCUGCUUCGGGUGCCAGUGUCAGGACUGAGGGUUCCUAUGUGGUGCCACAGAACAAGAAAUAUUCCAAACAGAAACCACUCUGUGUCUUUAUUGAGGGCACUUGUGAAGAGUCAAUCAGUCUGGCAAAGAAAACACUGGAUGAGCUGAAAGCAGAAGCUUUCCGGUUGGAAGAAUCUACUAUUGUGAGAAAGGUGCCAGUGGGAAUGGAAGAGGCUCCAAAGGCAUUCGGUUUGAUCAAUCGUCUGUUGGGGCCAGAUGGGGUCAACCUGCGGUACGUAGAGGACCAGACAGGGGCCACUGUUUCACUGCGGGGACGACGGAGUGGAUUCAUCGAACACAACACCGGCCAAGAAUCUGAAGAACCCCUCCAUAUCAGAGUAGAACACAAGAACAAAGAUGCCAUUGAGAAUGCGGAGAUACUUGUAUGCAGCUUGGUGAAAUCAAUUCAGGACAAAUUUACAGAGUUCUCAACGUAUCAGAGUCAUCACUUUGUGUACUAUGAUCAGACCCUUCCAGGUGUCUCAGGUGCACAACCAUAUGUUGACCCUCCAUCCAAGAUAGGGUAUGAAAGCGUACCAGUGCAAACAACACAGGUAGUGUAUGAAAGUGCUCCUGUGUUGAACAAAGCUCCAACAUGCUUCCUUGUUCCAAAAAAACCCCCGUCCUCUCCAAAUAUUCUUCCUGCAUCCAAGAGUUCACAUCUUCCCACAUCCAAAGAUUCACCUGCUCCCACACCCAAGAAUUCACCUCUUUCUAAAUUCAAAGAUUCACCACUUCCCACAUCCAAGGAUUCACCUCUUCCCACACUCAAGAAUUCCCCUCUUCCCAUACUCAAAGUUUCAUCACUUCUCACACCUAAGGAUUCACUUCUUCGCACACCCAAGGAUUCACAUCUUCCCACAUCCAAAGAUUCACCUGUUGCCACACCCAAGAGUUCACCUCUUCCCACACCCAAAAAUUCACCUCUUCCCAAAUUCAAAGAUUCACCACUUCCCACGCCUAACGAUUCACCACUUCCCACACCCAAGAAUUCACCUCUUCCCAAAUCCAAAGAGUCACCACUUCACACAUCCAAAUAUUCACCUCUUCCCACACCCAAGAAUUCAUCUCUUCCCAAAUCCAAAGAUUCACCACUUCACACAUCCAAACAUUCACCUCUUGCCGCACCCAAGAAUUUCCCUCUUCCCAUAUUUAAAGUUUCGCCACUUCUCACACCCAAGGAUUCACCUCUUUCCACAUCCAAAGAUUCACCAUUUCCCAUACCCAAGAAUUCUUCUCUUCCCAUACCUAAGGAUCCAUCACUCUGCACACCCAUGGAUUUACCGCUGACCACCCACAAGAAUCCACCUCUUCUCACGCCCCAGAAUCUACCUUCCUCCACACCGAAGAAUUCUCCUCUCAGUUUGUCUCAGGGGGUUCCCCCUCCCUUGUUGGGUCCACCAAUAAGACCUCCUCCUCCUCCCAUGAUUCCUUCUUCAACCGUUCACCCAGGAGUAAUAAUACGAACUGUUCCUCAUCAGAGGUUAGAGUUGACCCAAAAGAGGCUGCUGGAGCUUGGGAAAGAGCUCAAAUGUCAAACUGGAGAAACGUUGAGUACAAAAUCUGCAAUGACUCCAUCUUUGUUAAAGAUCAAUAAUCCUGUGAAAAAAGUUAAGUUUGCAAUAAUAACGGGUACCAAGAAAACAGUGCUGCCAAACACUUCCGGUCAGACAAUAACGAACCCAGCAAAAACUUUAGGUGCCAAGGCUCUUCAUCAAUAUACUGAGAUCAAUGAAGAAUUUCAGACAAAUAUUGAGAAACACUUGGUUAAACCUGAUAGUAAGAGUGGUAGUGACUAUUCUCCGACAGUACAGAAAGCUGAAGUUGGUAUGUCACCUCAGCCAUCUGUUAAACAAGAGGAUGUCCUGCAGGCUUCUUCUAUCUAUAAAAACAGAUAUUCCACUCACAGGCCUUUGAACAAGAAGGUUAAACUUGGGUCAACGAAGGAUGCCACCCAGUUUAUAAGGCUUUCUGGCUCUGCAAGGAAACGGUUCAAGAGGCUGUUGGCUGCUGGUGUGAAACCAGAUGUAGCCCGGAUUGUUGCGCUUGAGAGUCCGAAUCGUAAAGAUUCUGACAAGUCUACAAAGAAAUUGAUGACUAUCAACUGUGGAGACAGUAAGAGUGAUGGUGUUACACCUCUGACGACACAGAGCACUGAGGCUGGUGUGUCACCUCAGUUGUUGUCUGGUAAACAAGAGGAUGUCCACUUGCCCUCUGGAAACUCUUCUUCCACUGAUUUCCAUCCACGCUUGAACGAUUCGUCCCAUCUUGCCAAACUUGCUAAAACUGCAAAGAGGCGAUUCAACAUGCUUUUGGAUAUAGGUGUGAAACCGGACACAGCACGAAUUGCUGUACUUGCUUUUGUGGAUCCUGCCUCUGCCAAGCAUCCAGAAAGCUCCUCCCAGAAAUCAGUGAGUGCAAGUGUAUGACUGUUUAUCUAGGAAUACAGGAAAUAAAGAAUUUUUCAUUUAAUUCCAACAACACUAUCCCUCCCAUAAAAACCACCUUAAGACCAUGUACAUUAAUGCCAAAAUAUGACCAAAUGAUACUAUCCAUAUUCUUGCUGAAAGGUCUUUAAAUGACGAAGUCCACUCCUAUGAAAUACCAUAUCAUUGCCAAUACCAAUACUAUAACUUGAAAGAAACGUAAUUAUAUCACACUGAACAUUAUUGCUAAGAAAUUUCCAUAUAUUUAGGUUCUUUUAUUCCAAAGGUUAAUUAUUAAAUGACAUUGUCUGAUUUGUGGGUAAUAGGAAUGAAAUUUAUUUAUAAGGGUUCAUAAAAUUUGCAACUUCAACCCCUUCCCUUGAUACAGAAGACAAA
Messenger RNA from Homalodisca vitripennis (glassy-winged sharpshooter), 3936 nucleotides. RefSeq lists its product as uncharacterized. Gene Ontology annotation, molecular function: RNA binding. Bases 430 to 3543 code for a protein of 1037 amino acids. NCBI's taxonomy places the organism in Eukaryota, Metazoa, Arthropoda, Insecta, Hemiptera, Cicadellidae. The transcript is spliced from 15 exons. The record is from RefSeq and is a predicted model, not a curated record. Gene Ontology annotation, cellular component: nucleus.